AUUUCCUAAGGACAUUUAAGUUUCUAAUGCAUAAUUAGCCUAUACCUAACAAUUUUAUACAUGCAGGGACUCCCAAAUGGACUGCAUAAAAUCAGCCAUUGAUAUUGUGAAGGACGUUGGCCCUACCGUUCGGAGAUAUGUCAAGUAUCAACUUUGUCCCAAAGAUUAUGUGGAUCGAUUCGUAGCAGUGCAAAAGAGGCUGGAGCGCCAACUAGAUGACGUUGAGGCAAAAUUAAACACACAACUUAGCCAGCCCGGCAAGAAAGCAGCGAGCCAAGUUGACAAUUGGCGGGAGGAAGUGCGCAAAGAAACCGCUGUAAAGGUUGAAGAUUUGACCUGUAAAGGAGGCUGUUUCACAAAUAUUUGCACAUCAAGAAAGCUCGAUAAAAAGACUCAAGCACUGAAUAAAGGAAUAUGCAUGCAAGGAGAAAAUUACACUAAGGAUGGUCAGAGUUUGGUCAUAGAUGAUCACUCAAUUGAGUAUUGCACGAUUGUAUUCAAAGAAAACCGAGAGCAGUUGAAGCGCCGGCAAAAAGACAUUGAGGCAAAAUUGGAGACUCAAUGUAUGCAACCUGGAAAGAUUGCAAGGAAGGAAGUUGAAGCAUGGAUGGAGAAAGCAUGCAAUCAAAUUGCCACAAAGGUUGAAGACCUUAUUAACCAAGGGGAAUGUUCUUCAUCAUCCAACCUUGAGAGAAAGACUGAAGAAUUGAAGCAAAUGCUUGAGGAAGGAAAAGAAUUCACUAAUGCUGGUGUGAGUUUGGUCAUAGAUGAUCACUCAAUAGAGUAUUGUGCACUUGCAUUCAAAGAAAAGCAAGAGAGGCUGAAGCACCAAAAGGAACACAUUGAAGCAAAUUUGAAGACUCAGUGUAUGCAACCUCGAAAGAUUACAAGGAAGGAUGUUAAAGAGUGGUUGGAGAAAGUAGGCCAACAAAUUGCCAUAAAGGUUGAAGAUCUAAUCAGCCAAGAGAAUUGUUCCUCAUCAACCAACCUAAAGAAAAACACUGAAGAAUUGAAGCAAAUGCUUGAGGAAGGAAAAGAAUUCACUAAUGCUGGUGUGAGUUUGGUCAUAGAUGAUCACUCAACCAAAGGAGUUCCACUACUCGUUGAAGAAUGCAGGGGCAAGAAUGAUAUAAAAGAUCAAAUUCUAGAAUGGUUGAAGGGAGACAAGGUUACAAAAAUUGUAGUUUCGGGAAUGGGCGGUGUGGGCAAGACAACGAUUAUGAAGCAAGUUCACAACCAACUCUUGAAAGAACCCAAAUUUAACAAAGUUAUUUGGGUAAAAGUGUCAAAAGACUUUGACAUUAUUGUCCAACACAAAAAAAAGUUUGAUAUUCUCAAGUUUCAAAAAAGGAUUGCAAGUAGCUUAGAAUUAAAAUUGGAGCCAGAGGAUCAUGAGAAUGAAACCAAGCUUGCAGGAUUGAUUUCACAAAAGUUGGGGCGAGGCAGCUUCUUGCUAAUUUUGGAUGAUGUGUGGCAACCUUUCUCUUUAGAAGACAUUGGAAUUCCUGAUCUAGUUGGAAAUAAUGGUUGCAAGUUAGUGCUCACGACACGAUUACAACAUAUUGCUCGUGUAAUGGAUUGUAAGGUGGUCAUGGUGAAUCCUCUUCCAGCUAAUGAAGCAUCAGCAUUAUUUUUGGAGAAAGUUGGAAGUGAUGUGUUUUCAGAUGGCAAAAUUAAAAGAGAUAUUGAGGUAUUUUUGAAGCAAAUUUUGCAAAAAUGUGGUGGAGUACCCCUUGCCAUUGUGACAGUGGCAAAAUCAAUGAGGGGGAAAUUACUUCCUCGUCAUUGGAAGUUGGCACUUUCUGAAUUUAGUAAAUUUGACAACAUUGUUGAUUGUUUGAAAUUCAGUUAUGAAUGCCUAGAACUACAAUGCCAGGAGUGUUUCCUAUACUGCACAUUGUAUCCUGAAGAUCAUGAAAUCUCAAAGGAAGAGUUAAUUGAGUAUUGGAUUGAGGAGGGGCUUAUAUAUAAAGAAGGGAAAACUAGGGAAGCAAUGUAUUGGAAGGGUCAUGAUAUACUCGAUAAGCUGGUUGACAAUUGCUUGUUGGAAUCGGUUAAACACAUACAUAGAGGAGAUUGUGUGAGUAUGCAUGAUCUUUUCCGAGACAUGGCGCUAGAUAUUAGGCCUCAAUAUUUGGUGAAAGCUGGCAUUGCCUUGGAAAAGCUACCAGAAGAGGGUGAAUGGAGAGAAAAUCUUUUGAAGGUUUCUUUAAUGGAGAAUCACAUAACAAAAAUUCCUUCAAGCAUGCCGUCUCCAAAGUGUCCUAUGCUCACAACCUUGCUAUUGUCCAAUGCCAAGAUUUCAACAAUUCCAGAAGCCUUUUUUGAGCAUAUGCUUGGGCUCAAGAUUCUUGAUCUUUCCAACAAUUAUGAGCUAAGUAGGCUGCCAAGUUCUAUUUCCAAAUUAGAGAAGCUUACUACAUUAUUGCUAUGGAAUUGUAGUUUCUUAAGAGAGGUACCAUCUUUAUCCAACCUUGUAGGCUUAAAAAAGUUGGACCUUUCCUGGACAUCAAUUAAAGAACUACCCCAAGGCUUCAAUAUGUUAACAAAUCUAAAAUGGCUUGGUCUUGGUGGAGGAUUAUCAGAGACACUUGAUGAAAUGCUACAAAAUCUCUCCAAACUUCAGCAUUUAAUAGUAAAUGCCAUAACAAAAUUUAAAUGGGAGAAGAUUGAAAGUUGGGGGAAGCUUCAAAACCUUGAGAAGUUGGUUCUUUGUAAUUUAGGUAACUUAAAUACGGUGUUUGGGGAAAUAGGAGCAGUUGCUAAGUCAGCACCACUACCAGCUAGCACAUUUUCCUCUCUUCAAUAUAUUAGUGUUUGGAGAUGUGAUCAAAUAAAGAAGUUAUUCUCAGUUAGGUGGUUGGGUUAUCUCCAAAAACUACAGACUAUUAAGGUUGAACAUUGUGAGCAACUAGAGGAGAUAAUAGGAUCUGAAUAUGAAGGAGGAGAAAAAGUCACUCUACUCGGGUUAGAAAGGUUGGAAUUGACAGGAUUGCCCCAAUUGAAGAGUGUUUAUGGCGGUUGUUUAAUUUGUGAUUCCAUUAAGAAGAUUGAAAUUAAGGAUUGCUACAAUAUAAAGAGUGUUUUCGGGUCAGGGUUCAACCCACUUCCAAAUCUUGAAUAUCUAGAACUUUCCCAAUUAUGGAAGCUGAAAUUUGUGUUUGAUGAAGAAGGUCUUGGUUUAUCGCCACAUGUACCUCCCACAAGCUUUUUCUCUCUUAAACAAAUUAGGGUUUCUGGGUGUGAUCAAUUAAAGAAGGUAUUCUCAUCCGGAUGGCUGCUCUGCUACUUCCAAUCUCUUCAGACUAUUGAGGUUCGAUGGUGUUCGCAAAUGGAGAAGCUGAUAUCGUCAUCAGCACAUGAAGAAGAAAAACUCACACUACCCAAGUUACAAAGCUUGGAAUUGACAAGAUUACCCUUAUUGAAGAGCAUCUGCAGCAGCUCCAGCGUGUUGAUUUGUGAUUCUAUCCAGAGUCUAAGGAUUACCUACUGCGAGAAGCUAAAGAGGAUUCCUCUAAAUUUUCCCUUGCUUGAUAAUGCCCAAUCAUCUCAUCCUCCUUCCCUCAAAGAAAUUGUGGUAUUCCCAAAAGCAUGGUGGGAAUCAUUGGAAUGGGACGAUCCCAAUGCAAAAGACAUCCUUUUACCCUUCUGUGAAUUUCAGAAAAUAUGGUUUUAAAGCGCAUCGCAAAUGUAAGCCUUUUAAUUUUCAAUUUUCCAUUUCUGAUUCAACUCAAUAAGACUUUUCCAUUCUUAAUAAAUCUCUCUCUCUCUCUCUCAUCUAUUCUUCUCACCCCCAUUGGCAGCAAUUCGGAUUCGACUCUGUAACCACAAGAAAGUUGGAGGAAAUCACAUUUUCACUAGUUGCUGUUGCUAUUGGUUUUCAAUUUAAUAUAAUCUUUGUUUUUCU
Messenger RNA from Rubroshorea leprosula, 3907 nucleotides. The record is from the annotation of a GenBank genome assembly. Lineage: Eukaryota; Viridiplantae; Streptophyta; Magnoliopsida; Malvales; Dipterocarpaceae.